Paramecium pentaurelia is the source of this 1410-nucleotide messenger RNA. Lineage: Eukaryota; Ciliophora; Oligohymenophorea; Peniculida; Parameciidae. The record is from the annotation of a GenBank genome assembly.
AUGAUCUACUAUCUCCGAUUAAGUAAUAUUCAAAAAUAAUAUAAUGCUUGUUUAGAAAUGCAAAAAUAUUCUGAAGAAUCUUCGGUAAAUUAUAAAUUACAAGAAAUUGAAUGUUUAAUCUAAUUAGAUCAAUUUGAAUCUGCUCUAUAAAUUUUAGAAGAAUUAACUAAUCAAUAGUAUUUGUUAGAUGACAUAUAAUAUGUGAGAUUAGAAAUGUAUAGAAUCUAUUUAGAAAAAAGUUGGCUGGAAACAGCAGUUGAAAUUUAAAAAUACUACUUUAAAGUUUAAAUGUUAUUUUAACGAAAUAUGCUUAUUACAAAAAUAAAUUCUUAUUUUUCUUGGAUCUUUUACCAGUUCAAUUAUACAGCUGGCGAUAUUAAAAAUGAUGUUAAUUUUCCAGAACCUUUAGAAUUUUAUUAUAGAAAAAUUCUUUAAUACUUUGGUAUUAAGACUAAUGAUCCUAAAGAAAUUAUUUAGCAAUUAGAGUAAGGAGGAGCAGAUAAAUAUGGAAUUAGGUAACUAUUAUUAAUUUUAAUGCAGACCAUCAGUUUAGCUAUAAAAAUUGAAGAAUAGUUUGAAGUAGAUGAAUUCUUUGAAUUAGCCAUCUAAUAUUUUCAAUAAAAUAACCUUAGUGGAAGUUGGGAUAUUUAUUAUUAUUAUUCAAUUAAGUGCCAAAAGAAAUUAUAAUACCAAAAGUCUUUAUUUAUGAUCCAUAAAGCUAUGGAAUUAGUAGAUAAGAAUAAUAAUCUUGAAUUGUUAUAAACAUUAUUUUAAUAGAUGUAUUGUGAAAUUAAACUUGAUUAAUGCUAGGAGUAUUAAAGUACCUUAACGAAUAUUUUAAUAAUAAUUAAAUAAGUAUAAUCAUCAAAAAGUAGAUUAUUAUUAAUUUAGAGAGUCUAAAGAUUACUUUAUAUAAUGUUUCUUAAAUAAUAAUAUUCAAAUCAAAUUUUUAUCAUAAUUUAAUAAUAUUUACAGUCUGAAACUGAUACAGAAAUUUUAUCUUUUUUAUAUAAAUUAGAAUGGGAAACAAUUUUAACUUAUCAACAUCCAUAAAGUCUUAAUUAUUUUUUCAAUAAUAAAAUGAUAAACAUCUAUUUAAAUUCCAAUAAUAAUGAUAUAGAUAUGUUAAAAUGUUUGUAAAAUAUAGCAGUUGUUUCAAGGUAAAUAAUUAAAUUUGAUUAAAAUAUUGAGAAUCAAAAAGUAGCAGUCAACUCUUCUUAAAGGUAUAUACAGAGUCUCAUUAUAUUUGAAGAUAUAUUCAACUAAAAUUAAACAAAAACAUUAGAUUUAGAAAAUGAAAUCUUGAGAUUAGCUAAUUUAAAUAAGUAAUUCAAAUAAGACCAAAAUUUUAAAUAAGUAAAAAAUAUGCUUAUAGAGUAUUUCUUUAAUAAUUAUAAAUAGCUUGUAUGA